Pelobates cultripes (western spadefoot toad) is the source of this 4179-nucleotide messenger RNA. Lineage: Eukaryota; Metazoa; Chordata; Amphibia; Anura; Pelobatidae. The record is from the annotation of a GenBank genome assembly.
AUGAGAUCACCAAAUAAAGACUUUCCUUUGGACACUGAGGAUUCUGCUCCUACUAAAGAUGUUGACUUUUGGGAAUAUGCUGGAGAUAACUAUGAUACCAAUGAGCCAACUUCUUCUUCAUCGUUUUCAAUGAAUGACUGCUUAUCGAGUGAAAUAGAGGAAAAUGUAGGGUCUGCCAAAGCUGUUGGAGAAAAUGCUUUGAAUGAAAAAGUCCAAAAGUCUCCUUGUAGGAAGCAGACGGCACGUAAGUCCGUGUGUAGGGGGAAUGUUAAUACAUCGAGUAGUCCAGAAGAAAUGAAUGUUGAACUGAAAUUAGAAAGCAAUGCGGAUGAUGAUGCAGCAAAUAUAUCUGCAAAGGUACUUCAUUUCUUCUGUCAGAAAUGUAAUAACGGAAUCCGAUACAGCCCAAACGAUCUUCAGAAACACUUUCAAAUAUUGCACAAUGGGGAACUACCCUUGUAUCCAUGUGAAAUGUGUAAUUUCUCUGCAAACGAUUUUCAGGUGUUCAAACAACAUCGAAAGACUCACCGGAGUGCGUUGGUCAAAUGUGAAAUAUGUAACAAUGACUAUAUGUAUACAUUGUUGGGUUUAACAAAACAUUUCUCAUCCAUGCAUUGUAUUAAUGGACGUUUUAGCUGCUCAAAAUGCAGAUUUUCAACCGUUGAUGUUGGCACUUUUGUUCAGCACAUUCACCGUCACAACGGCAUUGAAUAUGCCUGUCAAAAAUGCAAUCAUAUCAGCUUUUCGAGACUAGAAUUUCAGAGACAUCUGCAGGACCAUGCCACGCUGUUCCCAUUUAGUUGUCAAUACUGUAACUACAGUGCGAUGAGGAAAGAUUUCAUUGUAAAACACGUUUUAGCCAGGCAUAGGGAACAUGUUCAAACAAAAGACGAAUUUGUUGAAGAAACUUGUAAUUCACAGUUGGCGCAGACUGCAGCUGGGCUAAAGCUUCUUUUAAAAAAAUACCAAAUGGAAUCCCCAAACAAGGCAUUAUGGAGAAAGGAUGCCCAAGGCAUGAGUGUUGAAAAAGCGAGCGAAGACCAGCAGAGCACCAGUGGGUUACAAUAUAAACCCACUGAAGAUGGGCAAAUGGUGAAAGAGUUUACAACAUAUAAUUACGAUCAAGCUAGUAAAGAUGAGAUUUCUUCUGUAACUACUAUUAAGUGCAACUCAGAAGAUGGCAGCCUCUUGCAAAAUGCAGUUCAUGGACCUACUGUACUGAUGGUGAAGAACAACAAAAUUAAUGUUCCUGCAAACUACUGUGCAACUUUUAUGGGAUACAAAAUGGUGAAUGGAAAACAAAAUCUUGUUAUUAAACUGCUGCCCUCAAAUAAGCAGGCAGCGCAUUCUUUGAAGACCUCCUCUCCUUCUGCAAGUAGUAUGUCUCGUGUAUCUCAGAGCCCUAGUCGUUCCUAUAGUUUAUCGUCCAACGGCAUGGAUAGUAGGUCAGCCCAGCCAUUUAAGUAUUCUACACAGUGUUCCCCAUCAUCUGCAUCGACGGAAAGGAACCUGGGACCUGCCCACAGUAUGAGCCAACCAGCCACACCUACUCACUUCAUAGCAAGAAGAAAUCAGUCUCCAGUAUCUAUGAAAUCCGGAUCUGCAAAUAGUCAAGCAUUUUUUGAAACUAUACGUAAAGACUUAAGGUGCCACACUAUGCCAAACUCGUCUUACAGUAGCGACUUUACAAGAAAAAUAAAGGAAGAACCAGAGGAUUUCAGUAUUAACGAACAGCAAAAUUACAUGCAUGUGGUCAAUGAUCAAAAGAGCUGUGAUACUGGUGGUGGGCGAAUGAAUCCAUCUUCGGUGUCAAGCUAUUUAAAUGUGAAUUCAAAAGCUGACAAUCUGUACAGACAUCGUCAUAACAGUGAAAGCAGUGGACUAACUGCAAGAGCCUUGUACACAAAAGAUAGUGAGCUAAGGAGCUCUACAUUACCAACUUCAACAGCCAGUAGUCAUGGACGAUUUGCUUCUGCAAAUGCAAACUUCCAGUCUAAAAAUGACUUUUUAAUGAGAAAUGCCAGUUUGGCAGAAAGACAGCAAAGAUCACUGGAAAGUAUGAGAUGUAACAAUAUGGCUUCCAUGCCAAGAAUUACUUCUGUUUUCUCUUUAAAUAAUCGAUCUGAGGCGUCAUCAUCCUCUACAUCUCCAAAAAAUACCUACCUGCAUAAUAUGCUGCAAGAAAAUAAAAGGAUAAAUGAUAAAGGAUAUCUAGCCAAAACACCAAGUCCACUUAUUGGUAGCAAUACAUUUACUUCUCCAAAACAGUCCCCAUCUAACCCACCUUCAAAAUUUGACCCCCGUGUAUCAAAUGGGGACAGUGUUUUAAAAGGUAGUGUCACCAAUUCAGGAUUCAUGUUGAAACAAGAACAGGAAACUUCUGGAUCAGGCUUGAAAUCCUAUUCAUUAACUGUAAGUGAACUUCUAAAGUCACAUUCUGAUUCCAUUGUUAAUCAACAGCUUGCAAAAGAGAAAAUAAGCAGCAUGGUAAGAGUGCCUACUGGAUCAUCUGGUUUACAGCUAGUUCGGAAUCCACAUCCUUCCAGUAUUUCCCAUCCGAAUAGUGUUUUGUAUCCACCUUCCAACCGUUUUCUCCUACCAGUAAUACCUACCAGCCAAUCUAACGUUAGGAUGGUUCGCAAAAUUGUGAAUGCUCCAAAUUCUGUAGGCAUGUCUGCCCCUAACAGGGCCAAUGCACCCUUAACGAUAAAUACAAAACCUGGUAUGGUGUUAACUUUUACCAAUGGACCUUUUGGUACCAUCCGAAAUAUGUCAAGUGUUGCUUCUCAAGGAGUUUCAGCAGUCGGCAACCAAGCUAAAUUUCCUCUUCCUAGAUUACAGCAUCCUCCUGCACCACAGACUUUGAAGACAGACUUUAGAGACAUUGGUAAAUCUCAAAAUGUAUCUGGUAACAUCCAUUCUGGCUCUACCACAGCAAAAAACCUUCCCAUUAAUCUGAAUUUACUCCAGUAUUGUAUUAAUUCUGGUUCCUCAACUGUGACAACUGGAAAUAUGGGAUCUGCUGCCAAUCACCAAGAAUCUCUGCAGAAGCAGCCUGUAUAUGCCAUUUUACCUGAUGGAAAACAAGCAGUCCUGUUAAAUUAUGUUUUACCAAAAGCUCCAGCUGUUUCACAGAGAUCGGCUCAAGGAGAAAGAUUCAUUCCGAAAAUUCUACCAAAGAAAACAGAAGAUUCGCAGCAGACUAUGUUCUUGAAUAAGAAUGGAGCCAUACCAGUGACCUCGAUAAAGAAAGAGGACACAAGUUUGGAUAAUGGAUUUACAGGAUCAAAUGACCACCGUAGUUCUUUCUCUUACCCCAGUAGCUCUGCAGAACGAAAGCCUUCUCUCCGGUCUACCUCAAACUUGGCUUCAGCUGAAUGUCUAAAUUCCACACAGAAAGAAAAAGAUGCAAUGCUUUCCUCUGCAAAUGCAAAGGUACCCAAUUUAAGAUGUAGGCAAAGUAUACCAAACACUUGGAAUACACGAAACCGGUCAAUGAAAAGAAAAGCAUCUGUUGACUCUAGUCUCAGUAGAGUUGAUUUUGAGGUGAGAGAGAGAGCAGCUAAGAAGAAAACUGAAAAUGUCCAGGAACCACCAAGAAAGAAAAUGUUGCACAGAAAAUGUAAAGAGAAGACCAAUUUUAGUGAAACUGAAAAUGCCACCGACCUUGCUGGACCAAAACAAACCAAGGAAGUUGUUAGUACUUUAAGACUGUAUCCUUUCGAUUCUAACCAACUUGUGCAGUGUCCUCGAAAGAAUCAACCUGUUGUAGUUUUGAACCACCCUGAUGUAGAUAUUCCUGAAGUAAUUAAUGUGAUGAACACUAUUUCAAGAUUCAGUGGUCAUAUUGUAAAGGUGACCUUAUCCAAGAGCGCACUUGAAGCUCUCCUUGAGUCUAAGCUCCGUAGUGGUGAAAUGGUUUCUGAUGGGUUAUCUGGAAGACGUCAUAGAAGGGCAAAGCCAGUUAGUCCUGUAAAAGAAAGGUUUGUUCUCAAGUUAACCCUAAAGAAAACCAGUAAAAACAACUACAAAAUUGUGAAGAACACUCCUGGGAGCAAACUCAAGGCAAAAUUUAACUGUUGGUUUUGUGGUAGGAUAUUUGACAAUCAAGAUGCAUGGGUUGGUCAUGGACAAAGACACCUUAUGGAGGCAACAAAAGAUUGGAACACUCUAUUUUAG